Molecule: messenger RNA, 1496 nt
Organism: Rhinichthys klamathensis goyatoka
Lineage: Eukaryota; Metazoa; Chordata; Actinopteri; Cypriniformes; Leuciscidae
Gene: zfp36l2
Product: zinc finger protein 36, C3H type-like 2
Exons: 2
Coding region: 202-1347 (381 amino acids)
Molecular function (GO): mRNA binding; metal ion binding
Source: RefSeq, a predicted model, not a curated record
AUUUAUACACAUGUGCAAACUUUGCCCAUGAACGACACUCCCCAAAACCAGUACGGCGCAACUCCAAAGAACACCAGCGACCUUUACCAACUCCGUUUGAAGACGCAAACCCCGUUCAGCCGUGGAUUUCUUUGAGAGCACAAGGAUCCUUCUCGGUCCGAAAAGUUUUCCCCCCCUCUGAGCUGGAACUCACUACAGAAAAUGUCUGCUUCGGUGCUGUCUUCCAUAUAUGAUUUCGACAGGGAAAAAGUCCCAAAUUCAAAUGCAAUCUUUCUGCAAAAUAUGCUGGAAAAGAGGAAUGUCGGGGUCCCAUUUGCUGCUUCCAAUACCAAUACCAAUACCAACAGCAACAGGUCUUUUGGUUAUUUCAGGAGUAACUCAACAAACCACAUGGACUUCAACAUGAGCAACAGGCUUCAGAUCGGUUUUGAGAGCUCAACCCCUGCCUUCAUGAAUAAAGAAAACAAGUACAGAGACCGUGCGUUCAGUGACUCAAGUGAACGCAGUCAACAACUUCAGGAAAUCCUUCAGCAAAAGCCCGGCUCUCAGAUCAACUCAACCCGCUACAAAACUGAACUUUGCAGACCUUUUGAGGAAAAUGGCUCAUGCAAGUAUGGAGAAAAGUGUCAGUUUGCUCACGGCUAUCACGAAUUGAGAAACCUGUCCCGCCACCCGAAGUACAAGACUGAGCCGUGUCGCACAUUCCACACUAUCGGUUUCUGCCCGUACGGCCCCCGCUGCCACUUCAUUCACAAUGCAGAUGAGCGCAGAGCUGCUUCGAGUAACACUCAAGCGAGGCUCAGUGGUGUCCUGGGAGAGAAGGAGUCAUCAAACCCAUUCCUGAGACAGCGGGAAAGACCGAAGCUGCAUCACAGCCUGAGCUUUUCCGGCUUCUCCAGCUCCUGCAUCAACGAGUCUGUGUUGAUUGACAACCCAACAUCCCGCACACCCCCACCGCCCACCUGUGCACUCACUCCCAGUUCACCCUGUCUGAACGCGUUCACUUUCCCAGAUCAGGAUCUUAAGGCUUUUCUUGCCCCCAUCAUCCCUCAGACCCAACGCGCUUUUACCCAUCAGACCAGCGGUGGCUUGUACGGUAACAUUCAGACCAACACUUGCCCCCCGUCGCCACCUUUCAAAAUGAGCCACUUGCCCUCCAUGCGUCCACUCUCCGAGUCUCCAGUGUUCGAUUCUCCACCGAGCCCGCCGGAUUCCCUCUCAGAUCCUGAGGGGUACCUGAGCGGCUCUUGCUCUUCCUCCGGCACAAUCAGUGGGUCGGAGUCGCCCAGUAUGGACGCCAAUAGACGUUUGCCAAUCUUCAGCAGGCUGUCGAUUUCAGACGAUUGACUUGCUAUUAUUGUUAUAGCCUUUUAUGAAAAGUAGUGCCAACAUGAGUUUCAGGUCAAAUAUCAGUCUCAGCUGUUGGUUUUCUCAUGAUUUUGUCAUGAUUGAGAUGCGAUUUAUGUAUUUCUUUUCUCGUUUGUUUUUCCUUACAA